AUGCAGCGCGCCACCUACUCCCGCUGGUGGACUGUCAUCAAGAAGGAAGCCAAGCAUUAUUGGGUCGGCACCAAGCUUCUGGCCGCCGACGCCAAGAUCGCGUCCCGCCUGGUGGCCAAGAUUGUGCACGGGCGCACGCUGAGCCGGCGCGAGCGCGCGCAGCUGACCCGCACCUCGGCGGACCUCUUCCGCCUCGUGCCCAUGCUGGUGUUUGUGGUCAUCCCCUUCAUGGAGCUGCUGCUGCCGGUGGCCCUCAAGCUCUUCCCCAACAUGCUGCCCAGCACGUUUGAGGACAAGCUGAAGAAGGAGGAGGAGAUGAAGCGGCGCAUCGGGGCACGCAUGGAGCUAGCGCGCUUCCUGCAGGACACGGUGGCGGAGAUGGCGAGCGACAUGCAGAAGAGCCGCAGCGGGGAGACUGCCACGUCAGCGGAGGAGCUGUACCGCUUCAUGCAGCGCCUGCGCGCGGGCGAGGAUGUGCCGGUCAGCGAGCUGCUGCGCUUCAGCAAGCUGUUCAACGACGAGCUGACGCUGGACAACCUGGAGCGGUACGGUCUGGUGUCGCUGUGCCGCUUCGUGGGCAUCCAGCCGUUUGGCACCGACGCCUUCCUGCGCGCCCGCCUGCGCCGCCACCUGCUGGAAAUCAAGGAGGACGACCAGGACAUCCAGCAGGAGGGGCUGGAGAGCCUGACUGAGGACGAGCUGCGGCAGGCGUGCCGCGCGCGCGGCAUGCGGGCACCCUUUGGCGAGGGCGCCGCCGAGUUCAUGCGGCAGCAGCUGGCGGAGUGGAUCGACUGGUCCCUGAACAAGCACCUGCCCUCCUCGCUGCUGCUCCUCUCCCGGGCAUUCACAGUGACCCAGCCCUUGGGGCGCGGCCCCCGCGCGGUGGAUGUCAAGAGCCUCAGGCACGCCCGCUAG
Molecule: messenger RNA, 915 nt
Organism: Chlorella variabilis
Lineage: Eukaryota; Viridiplantae; Chlorophyta; Trebouxiophyceae; Chlorellales; Chlorellaceae
Exons: 9
Coding region: 1-915 (304 amino acids)
Biological process (GO): intracellular monoatomic cation homeostasis
Cellular component (GO): mitochondrial inner membrane
Molecular function (GO): ribosome binding
Source: RefSeq, a predicted model, not a curated record